Messenger RNA from Ceratina calcarata, 2563 nucleotides. RefSeq names its product proline-, glutamic acid- and leucine-rich protein 1. The coding region runs from base 80 to 2437 and encodes 785 amino acids. Gene Ontology annotation, cellular component: nucleus. Gene Ontology annotation, biological process: rRNA processing. The record is from RefSeq and is a predicted model, not a curated record. The transcript is spliced from 8 exons. NCBI's taxonomy places the organism in Eukaryota, Metazoa, Arthropoda, Insecta, Hymenoptera, Apidae.
AAGAAUAACCUAAUCUCACCCUAGUGUUGUUACGAGAGUAUUGGAACCACGUUGCUUUUGAAUUAGAAUCGUAUCAACAAUGGAAAUAAUUAAUUCUCUGGAUUAUGAUUCAGAAAAUUGGGGAGAAUGUCUACAGAAUUUGAUAUCUUCCAAUGGAGACAUACCACUUGAUAUAGAAGAAGUCGAUAAAAUACAACAUAGUAUAAUUAAAAGCAUAAAUACUUAUAUAAAUUCAUCUUUGACUUGUGCCAAGUGUUUAUUAGUAUUAGAUCAGAUUUUGCCUCAAUUAUCUAAAGAUAUACUCUCAAAAUAUUGUUUAUUAUGGAUGUCAAAAGCUACUGAUAUAUUAGAAAGUGAUCGUAGUAUUCCACAAGAAAUAUCCAUCUCUUGUAAAGUUCUUGGACAAUUGAUUAUAAGAUCUAAAGAUAUUCCUGAUAUACAGAAACAAAUUUCAAUGCAAAAUGUGAAGCAGCUCAUUAAUGUAAUUAGUAAUUUACGGAUAGAAAGAAGAUGUGGACCAGUAUAUUAUGUGAUUGCUGUGCUGUUGAAUAAAUAUCCAGAAGUUUGUGAACGACUACAAACUUCCAUUAGGAAGAUUAUACUAUCACAAAUUGAUUCUACCCAAGAGAACUUAAUUAAUGCAAGCGCUAAGUGUUAUACACUUUUGGCAAGAGUCACAGAACGUUCAUUUAAACCGCCAGUCUCAAAGCCAAGUUACACUGGUUGGACAUAUCAUCAAGCACUGAUUUGCAACAGUUUGCACGUAAUAAUGGAUGAAUUAUUUUCUAGUUUAAUGGAAUUGGAAAAUGUGAGCAUUUGGGAUAAGCUGGAAGUGCCUGACAUUUCUGAAGAAGAUGUUAUUACACUCUGUAGUAAACAGAGUCAAAGAUUCUUAAAUCUGUGCUCUUAUUUAUCUCAUAUGUUACGUGGAUUCGAUAAGAAAAAUUCAGUAUUUCCACAUGAGAUUUUGAAAGUUGUGUGUAGAGGAUUAACAGUACAACCAUCAAACUUAAAAAAUCGGAAUACUGUCAGAGAGUUGAUCUUAUAUCUUAUUUUACCUAAACUCCAUAUUGCUUUGUUCGAUGUUUUGGACGCAUUAAUUGUUGGGUUUAAGGAACAAUUAAUAACAUUUGGAUCAACAAUAUUGCAACUGUUUCUUCAAACGUUACAAUGGACAGAAAAUAUUACAGAGGAUCAGAUAACGAUUAGCGGCAAGAAACCAUACAUAAAUUUGAGGAUAUGUGUCUAUAAAAGUCUUAACUCGUGGCUAACGAAUACUAAUGGCCUGUCAGGAAUAGAAACAGCUGCCGAUGAAUAUCUUCCUUGUAUAUUAAAAGAUAUUACACCAGAAAGGGAUCGCGUGUUGUUAACGAUUCAAAAGACACAAAAUUUAUCGAAACGAGCAUUGAAGCGUCUACGGGAUAGACAAUACGAGAAAGGCACGUAUUUAAAUAAUGGGAUAGCAUCUAAUAAGGAACAUUAUCUAGAUGCUGACGUGUGUAAGGUGGCUCUCGAUACGCUUCAAAAUAUAUUUUUUAAUAGCGGCACUCUUUUAAAAAGAGUAUUCUACGAAACUGUACAAAAUGUUAUAAUACCAUUGUUGUAUGACUGUUACCUGAGUUCUAAUGAGGAAAAGUUUUAUAAAGAGAAUCCUGACUGCCGUUUAUUAUUAUUCAGAGUUUUGAGAGCCUUGCAAAUGAAUCCACAUUCUUCGAUACCAUCGCCUACGCAAUAUUCUCUAGAAAUAUUCGAAAUGGCUUUGAAUGAUAAUAAUUUGCAUAUUACUCAAGAAGCCAAAGUAGCAGUGGCAGAACUGGAAAAAAUUGUGCAUCCACGUGCACCGCCUCUUCAAUUGACCCAAGGAGAAAUGGUUCAAAAGGAAUUUGUUACUAACGGUCAAACGAUGCAAGAACAUAUUGAGGCAGUGGAAGAAGAAGUGUCUACUAACGUUGAAACUACUGCAAAUGCAAAUCCAGGAUUAUCGUUAUCGAAAAGAGCAAGAGUUGCGAAUUCACAUUCUAUUGAAUCUUUUGAAGUUCAAUGUUCAGCUACAACUGAAAUUCUUGCAAACGAAGAUAUAGAAUUAUCGAAUAAAAGAUUAAAAGUUACAAAUUCUGAUGAAAGUAUUGAAUCUUGUAUGAAAAGUAUCAGUAAGGAAGUAUCCCAAAAAGCAAACGAAGCUUCUCAACAAGAACACAUUAAUACGGCAACAGAAGUAUCUGUUGAACAUAUACAAAAUACAGAUAUUAUUCGAAAUGAACAAUCAAUACAAACUUGCGAAGAAUCGAUGAACAAAGAAGAUUCAGUACCAGUCACAAUGGACAUUGAAGUAAUACAAGAACCUGAAAGUACUAAAAACUCGAAUAAGGAAGAUGUUAAUGAUUCAGAAGAUACAUUAUUGAAAUUGUUCCAGGAUAUACCAAAGGAUAAUCACUAAUUUGAUCUGAUCAAUAACUAACAAGAAUUAUAUUGUAUCCGAUUAUAUUAAUUCUGAAAAUGCAGCAUGUGUUUUCUCGCAUGCUUCAACUCUUUUAUUUAAAUAAAAUAUAUUUGUGAAAUAUAA